AUGGUUGAACUAAAAUGCAAUCUAGUUUACCUAAAUAAUAUAGAUAUUAUCUCUGAAAAUCAUGAUCAAAGCCUAAAUUUAAAUGAAGUUUAUUAACUCUUUUAAGAUUUCACCAAAAUAUUUUUAAAAAAUCUAGGAGAAAAAUCCCUUUAAAAUGUAUUUUAUACAAUAUUUGAAAAAUCUCUUUAAGAAAUAUCAAAUUAUUAGAACAGCUAAUCAUUAUAAUUCUUUUUAGAUAAUAUAGAUUUUAUAAAUAAUGGUGUCGAUUAAUUCAUAAAUAUAAACUUGUAAAAAUGCACAGAGUAAAAGUCAGAUUACUAAUAUUUAAAAGAAUUGAAUGAAAAAAUACAAAAUUCCUAAUUUAUUAGUGAAUAAUUUUAAAACUCCUAACACCCUUAAAGAAAGUAGUAAGCGUUCGCAAAAUAUGUAAAUAACAUUUAUGAAACUUAUGAAUAGCAAUAAAUUUAAGCAGAAAAUUUUACAGAUAUUAAUAACUUCAACGACCUUUUUGAUAAUGCCAUCUAACCAACCUCAAAUAAUCCAUAACCUUAAGAUGAAAAUUAUUUACCCAAUUAAGCCACUGAAAUAAAGUAUUAAAAAUCAUCAGAUAGUGUGAUUCUCAAAGGCACAACUUAAGGAGAACUUUUUGUAUAAUUAAGGAAAAUAGAUAAGCAAAAUAAUAUAAGUUAGGUCACAAAUAAUAAAAAUAAUAAUUAUCUUACUAUUAAGAAUACUCUUCUAAAUAAUUAACUGGAAUAAUAAAAUUCAUGCCAAAAAUAAGUUUUUAAAAAUAAAACCAAAACAACAAAAAUAUAAAAUUCAAACAAAAUUAAAGAAAUUAAAGAAUCAAAUACGGAUAAAGAUAAUAAAGCUACUUAAAAUAGCUAAGAUUAAAAAUAAAUCUAAUAAAUUGAAGAAAAUAAUUUAUCUUUCGAAAAAAUUUAAACUGGAACUGGAAAAACUAAUAAUGCCUAACCAUUAAGUUUUAUUUGUUAAGGUAUUCUUGGAGAAGAUGAAGAUGAAGAUGAAGAAGAAGAUAAGGGUGAUAAGGAUGAUGAGGAUGAGAAAUGA
This is a messenger RNA of Tetrahymena thermophila SB210, 1071 nucleotides long. RefSeq lists its product as hypothetical. The transcript has a single exon. The record is from RefSeq and is a predicted model, not a curated record. Lineage: Eukaryota; Ciliophora; Oligohymenophorea; Hymenostomatida; Tetrahymenidae.